AGAGGGAGGGAACAGGGCAGAGCAGGGAAGCCAGCCUGAGCAAACAGCAGCUGAGUGUUCCCAAGGCCGAAAUGCCGAGGAAGCCUGGUUCUCAUCUGAGGGGUGGUCGGAGUUGCUGGCCCCCCAGGCUCUCUUCUGACAUCUCCCUCUGCCUCGUGAUCCUGAUGGGCCAGGUGGGCUUGCUGCAGGGACACCCCCAGUGCCUGGAUUAUGGACCCCCUUUCCGGCCGUCCCGGCACCUGGAGUUUUGCUCCGACUAUGAGUCCUUCGGCUGCUGUGACCAGCGAAAGGACCGCCGUGUUGCUGCCCGGUACCAGGACAUCAUGGACUACUUUGAUCUGAGGGGCCACGAGCUGUGUGGAGGUUACAUUAAAGACAUCCUGUGCCAGGAGUGCUCGCCCUACGCUGCUCACCUCUACGACGCUGAGAACCCGCACACGCCCCUGCGGAACCUUCCUGGUCUCUGCUCUGACUACUGCUCUGCAUUCCACUCCAACUGCCACUCUGCCAUCUCCCUGCUGACCAAUGACCGUGGUCUCCAGGAUGCCCAAGCGAAGGACAGUGCCCGCUUCUGCCACCUCCUCAACCUCCCUGACGAGGACUACUGCUUCCCGAACGUCCUGAGGAAUGACCAUCUCAACCGCCAGCUGGGCGUGGUGGCCGAGGACCCUGAGGGCUGCCUGCAGCUCUGCCUCGCUGAGGUGGCCAACGGGCUGAGGAACCCUGUCUCCAUGGUCCACGCAGGGGACGGCUCCCAUCGCUUCUUUGUUGCCGAGCAGGUGGGAGUGGUGUGGGUCUAUCUCCCUGAUGGCAGUCGCCUGGAGCAACCCUUCCUGGACCUCAAGAGCGUUGUGUUGACCACUCCAUGGAUUGGGGACGAAAGGGGCUUCUUGGGUUUGGCUUUUCAUCCCAAAUUCCGCCGCAACCGCAAAUUCUAUAUUUACUAUUCAUUUCUGGGCAAAAAGAAGGUUGAAAAGAUCCGGAUUAGUGAGAUGAAGGUUUCUCCAGCCGAUCCCAACAAAGCUGACCCCAAAUCAGAGAGGGUCAUCUUGGAGAUAGAAGAACCGGCCUCAAAUCACAAUGGUGGACAAAUUCUUUUUGGCGUGGAUGGCUAUAUGUACAUAUUCACUGGGGACGGAGGGCAGGCCGGGGAUCCCUUUGGCAAGUUUGGAAAUGCUCAGAACAAAAGCUCACUGCUGGGAAAAGUGUUAAGGAUCAAUGUGAAUGGGGCAGGCUCCGAUGGCAGGCAGUACCGAAUCCCCUGGGACAAUCCAUUUGUUUCUGAGCCAGGAGCUCAUCCCGCCAUCUAUGCCUAUGGGGUCAGAAACAUGUGGCGCUGUGCCGUGGACCGCGGGGACCCCAUCACGCGCCGGGGCCGAGGCCGGAUCUUCUGUGGGGAUGUGGGCCAGAACAAGUUUGAAGAAGUUGAUCUCAUUAUUAAAGGAGGGAACUAUGGCUGGAGGGCCAAGGAGGGGUUUGAGUGUUAUGACAGAAAACUUUGUCACAAUGCCUCUUUGGAUGAUGUUCUGCCAAUCUAUGCCUAUGGCCACGCUGUGGGGAAGUCGGUCACUGGAGGCUAUGUCUACCGUGGAUGCGAGUCCCCUAAUCUGAAUGGCCUCUACAUCUUUGGGGACUUCAUGAGUGGUCGACUUAUGGCUUUGCAGGAAGAUAGGAGAACCAAAAAAUGGAAGAAGCGGGACAUUUGCUUGGGCAACACCGUGACCUGUGCUUUCCCAGGGCUGAUCAGCAACUACAGCAAGUUCAUCAUCUCUUUUGCCGAAGAUGAAGCAGGGGAGCUGUAUUUCCUGGCCACCUCGUACCCGAGUGCCUACGCGCCCUAUGGAUCUAUUUACAGAUUCGUUGACCCCUCAAGGCGUGCACCCCCGGGCAAGUGCAGAUACAAACCCGUGCCUGUGAAGACCAAGAGUAAGCGGAUCCCGUUCCGGCCACUUGCCAAGACAGUCUUGGACUUGCUAAAGGAGCAAUCCGGGGGAGCUGCCAGAAGCGCAUCCAACGUGACCUUAGCCUCCAGCGCAGACCGGACCUCGCCCAGGAAGCCGGCUCCUUCCACAGACAGCAAGACAAGGGUGCGAGGGCCUGGUAGAAAGAAGAAAGCCAGAGUGUGGUCCCCAGCCCCCCAGCGGCUGAGGAAGCAGAGCCUGACCGCCGCCCGCAGUGGCAGGAUGAGGCCGUCUUCACGGCGGGGACCGGCGGGGGGAGGCAGUUUCCCUUGACCUUUUGGUGACCGUGGCUGGUGGGGCCAUGGCGGAGAGGAGAACUCCACCUUGCCUCAUGGAAGCCACUGCUCAAACUGGACCCUAGAAAUGUGGGAAGCUGGGGGUGGAGGCAGGGGCUUGUCCAAGGUCCCUCUGGUUGUCCUCUCUGGGAAAUCUUGCUCCCUGCUGAACGACAAGUGUGCUUUGUCCGUUUCCAGUGCUUCUGCAGGCAGGCCGUGUCCCACGUUGCUAGUGUCCCUGGGUUACUACUACUGCGUCUACCCAUCUAGAAACCUGCUUGGAGUUCCUUGGGAUGCCUCCAUGAUGGCUUGUAAAUGCCUGUGACCUGAAGGGAUAGAUCAACACUGGCUGCAGCUGACACCUGUCCUUUGAGCUCCUGGAUGUUUGUCUGGCAUUAGGAAGUUAGCCUGCCUCACAGAGCUUGCCUAGGAGCCAGACUUCUCUGUCCCACCUCAUCUGGGGUCUAGGAGGAGGCCCGUGAGUGACAGCUGCUGUGGAAAACUCCUCUAAAAUGAUGUCCCCUUUGCCCCAGUCCAAAGCUCACCAAGCUAACUAGAACAGGCUCAAUUUUGUAUAUCUAGCACCUACUAUUUGGUCUUGGCAAAUAGAAUGAUAAAUUUAAAUCUGUA
This is a messenger RNA of Oryctolagus cuniculus (rabbit), 2866 nucleotides long. It is a transcript of the gene HHIPL2, whose product is annotated as HHIP like 2. NCBI's taxonomy places the organism in Eukaryota, Metazoa, Chordata, Mammalia, Lagomorpha, Leporidae. The record is from RefSeq and is a predicted model, not a curated record.